AUGACAUCCCAACAGUAUUUGCAUUCGCUACAGUUACUUAUGGAACAACAUCAGCUCCAUAUCUCGCUGGCAGAGCACUUUUACAACUUGCUGAAGAUGAAGGAAAUAAAAUGUCUAAAAGCGGUUGAACCGCUAACAAAUACACGCUAUGUUGACGACAUCUAUGGAGGCGCAGAUGAACUCGCUGAGGCAAUUCAAGUUGCUCUCGACACAAUAAAUAUGUGUGCCGCAGGAUGUUUUCCUCUUGCAAAGUGGGCGAGUAAUUCAACGAAAUUACUCUCUCAAGUCGCUCCAGUGGAAACCCAAGAAGAUACACCAAGAGAAAUUGGGGAUACUACGGUAAAAGUGCUCGGAUUAACCUGGAAUCCAGCACAGGAUAAAUUCCAGUUCGGCAAUUCGCUUCCAGAAGCAUCACAAACAACGAAACGCACAAUUUUGUCUGAAAUUGCUAGCUUGUUUGACCCGCUCGGAUUUUUGGCACCAAUCAUCGUGAGAGCCAAGAUGUUCAUGCAGAUGCUCUGGCUGCAGAACUUCGACUGGGAUGCUACACUAUCACCAUUGCUUCUUCAAGAACGGAAUUUAUUUCGAGAUGAACUACAUCAGAUCUCGAAGAUUCAGAUUUCUCGCUGGAAUCAUGUAAAAACUGGGGUAUCAAUCGAACUGCAUGGAUUCUCUCACGCGUCUCAACUCGCUAUGGCUGCUGUCGUCUAUUUAAAAGUUACUGACGCUACUGGAAGCUCCAACAUUUCGCUAGUGUGUGCCAAAACACAAGUUGCAUCCCUGAAACCCAUAUCUAUACCAAGAAUGGAGCUCAAUGCCGCUGUAUUACUCGCUCAACUGGUACUCUACGUCAAGAAAGUGUUGAAACUUGAAAAUGUACCAAUUUUCUUGUGGACAGACUCCGCUGUAUUCUCAACGUGGAUACGAAACAACCCAGCUAGAUGGAAAGUCUACAUUCGCAACAGAGUUACCAAGAUUCAAGAAUCGCUACCAAGUGUCAACUGGGAUUUUGUUCCAGGGAAACUUAACCCAGCUGACUGCGCUUCAAGAGGUUUAACAGCAGCCAAACUAGAACAGCAUUCGCUAUGGUGGACGGGACCUAAGUGGCUCAGUCAAUCAGAAGAAAACUGGCCAUCUUUUGACAUCACUACGCAGACGGUAUCACAUCUAGAAGAACGUCCAAGUCUGGGCGCUACACACGCUACUGGAUAA
This is a messenger RNA of Microplitis mediator, 1212 nucleotides long. RefSeq lists its product as uncharacterized. The record is from RefSeq and is a predicted model, not a curated record. NCBI's taxonomy places the organism in Eukaryota, Metazoa, Arthropoda, Insecta, Hymenoptera, Braconidae. The transcript has a single exon. The coding region runs from base 1 to 1212 and encodes 403 amino acids.